ACUCUGAAAAAUUCCCGAAUUACAAUUUGAUCAACCUCUUUUCUUCUUCUUCAUCAACAACAAAAUAUUGCAUUUUCUACAUCAAUCUCAACAUCUUUAAUUAAUCCGAAGAAGGAAGAGGCUAGAGCAUCAAUCUCUUUAAAUAUAUUAAUCGGGGUUUCAAUUUGCAUUUCUUUGUUUUCUUUGAUAUUUUCUAUUUAACUUUACCAACAAGAAAAAAAAAACGCUAAAAAGAUCCUGGCGGCAAGAAUGUCCGUUGGAGAGAGAUCGCCGAGGACCAAAGUGAAGUUCAUGACCAGCUUUGGUGGCAAAAUCCUCCCUAGACCUUCCGACGGCCUUCUCAAAUACGUCGGCGGAGAGACUCGCGUCAUUGCCGUCUCUCCAGACAUCACAUUCGCAGAACUCACCAAGAAACUCACAGAAAUAACAGAGAACGACGUCGUACUCAAAUACCAAAUCCUCCCCGAAGAUCUCGACGCGUUGGUCUCCGUAAAGUCCGACGAAGAUCUCAAACACAUGAUGGAUGAGUACAACCGUCACGAGAAGCUCAGAACCUUCUUGUUCCCAGCGAACCCAUUGGUUCUCGAGAAUCAGUUAGGUCCUAUCGAGUCGUCACCACAAACGAUAGAGCAACGCUACAUCGAAGCAGUCAACGGCAUUCUUCGCAAGAGUCCUUCUCUUCGUGCUGCACCAAUCAAAACACGUCCUACUUUCACCCUCUCUGCUUGUUCUUCUCCGAGAUCAGAAUCAUCACCAGAUGGGUACGGUCUUGAGAUGCCUGAAACUGGUAGCUACCAGUUGAGCAGGCUUUACCCAAUGCAUAAAGUACAGAGCAGUCCAAUCAUCACGCUAGCACAUAGCUAUCACCACCACAGUUCUUACCUUCAGUCACCUAACUACUUGACUUGUAGGCUGCGACCACCACCAUCGCCACCGUUAGUUUCACAGAGAGGCUGGGAUCCACCACAUAACUCCGGUGGUGGUAAUGGAAAGUGCGGGUGUAAUGAAGAACGUAGGUUCUUGGGUAGAACAGGUAGUGUUCCUCAAAGUGCUAUGAACCAUGUGCUUCGUCUCUGAUGUUGCUGCACAGGGCUGCAUGAUAUUUGCGGCCACCGUCUGUUUAUAUUUUGUCUUUAUGUUUUCUUGUACAGUUUUCGACAUUUGUUGGUAUCUAAAUGUUUGCGUCUGCGUGCGUGAGAAUGUUUACUGCUUUGUGAAAGGGCUGCAAGAUGUUAUCUUUGGUUUAUUGGUACAUGUUUUGUAAAUCUGAUGAGAAUUUGUGGUUGAGAACAUGGAUUAUAUUGUGUUUGAAGACAAAUUUUUGUUG
This is a messenger RNA of Raphanus sativus (radish), 1327 nucleotides long. RefSeq lists its product as uncharacterized. Bases 250 to 1077 code for a protein of 275 amino acids. The transcript has 2 exons. NCBI's taxonomy places the organism in Eukaryota, Viridiplantae, Streptophyta, Magnoliopsida, Brassicales, Brassicaceae. Gene Ontology annotation, molecular function: protein binding. The record is from RefSeq and is a predicted model, not a curated record.